Messenger RNA from Selaginella moellendorffii, 710 nucleotides. Its product is annotated as SKP1-like protein 1B. The record is from RefSeq and is a predicted model, not a curated record. Lineage: Eukaryota; Viridiplantae; Streptophyta; Lycopodiopsida; Selaginellales; Selaginellaceae. Gene Ontology annotation, molecular function: cullin family protein binding. Bases 60 to 533 code for a protein of 157 amino acids. The transcript is spliced from 2 exons. Gene Ontology annotation, biological process: SCF-dependent proteasomal ubiquitin-dependent protein catabolic process. Gene Ontology annotation, cellular component: nucleus; cytoplasm.
UAAGAGAGGCGUUGUUAGGGUUGCAAGGGUAGGGGAAGGAAGAAGAGAGAGCGAGGAGGAUGUCGACCAAGGUAAAGCUCCGCAGCAGCGAUGGUGAGAUGUUUGAGGUGGACGAGGCCGUGGCGCUCGAGUCCCAGACGGUGAAGAACAUGAUCGAGGACACUGGGUCGGACGCGCCGAUACCCUUGCCCAACGUCCCAAGCAAGAUCCUGGCCAAGGUGAUCGAGUACUCCAAGUACCACGUCGAUGCCCAGAAGAGCGGCGACGACUCCAAGGUCGUGCCCACCGAGGAGGAGAUCAAGGCCUGGGACGCCGAGUUCGUCAAGGUCGAUCAGGCGACGCUCUUCGACCUCAUCCUGGCCGCGAACUAUCUCAACAUCCGGAACUUGCUGGAUCUGACGUGCCAAACCGUGGCGGACAUGAUCAAGGGCAAGACCCCGGAGGAGAUCCGCAAGACUUUCAACAUCAAGAACGAUUUCACGCCCGAGGAAGAGGAGGAGGUCCGGCGGGAGAACCAGUGGGCGUUCGAGUAAGAGAGGAGAAAGCAAAGGAUUCGCGUUUUAGCGUCGUCGGCGUCUAUCUCCAUUCUCCCUCUCUCUCUCUCUUUCUCCCUCUGUUUGUUUGCUUCCUAUUGAACGAAAGGUUUUGUUAUGGCUUAAAAAUUGUGUAAAAGUUAAUUCCUUUAAAUAUUUGGCCGGUUAUUAUGAAUA